Messenger RNA from Purpureocillium lilacinum, 2433 nucleotides. RefSeq lists its product as uncharacterized. The record is from RefSeq and is a predicted model, not a curated record. NCBI's taxonomy places the organism in Eukaryota, Fungi, Ascomycota, Sordariomycetes, Hypocreales, Ophiocordycipitaceae.
AUGGAUGCCGCGGCGAAGACGGUCGAGUCGCUGUCCGAGCACAUCUUGCCCGAGAAGCCCCAUCACCUCUCAUACCACACCAAUUGGCGAUAUCGCGUGCGCCCAGACGAUCCGGCUCCUGGCUCCCGCCCGCGCUUCGAGGAAUGGCAUAACACCCGCCUGCAAUACAUGACCCUCGUGUCCCAAGCCGACCGCGGCACCCUAAUGACGCGCUCCUACUACGACAUGCGCGAGGAGCCGCCCAAGCCCGUCCCCCGCGAGGUCAGCGCCUUGGCCGCCGGCGGAGACAAGAAGAAGAAGCUGUCGCUGAGCGACUACAAAAACAAAAAGACUGGCACGCCUUCGUCUGCGUCGCCGCCCGAGCCCGCCAUUGCCAAGAAGUUGGAUGGCGAGCGCGUGCCGCCGUCGAAUCCGGACCGUCUCACCGUGGCCAACACGUCCAACCCCCACGGCGCGGCAGAGCCCAAACCAAGCAAACGCACCCCAGACUCCAGAAAGCUGGACGGGCUUAAGGCGCCCGACUCCCGGCCGUCGCUAGAUGGCAAGUCGCGGCCAGCUCGUGAUGGCCCAGACACAACUCUCCCGCCUAAACCGCCUUCGUUGCCUCCGAAGCCCCCGUCGCCAGCUGCCAGGAAACGGCUGGUCGAUGUUGAGGACGAGUUCCGACCCCAGAAGCGUUCAAAGCCCGACGAUAGGCGACCCAUCGACGAACGGCCGCCGCCACUGUCGAAUAGAGACGACCCGCAGCGUCGUAAGGAUAGACUGCAGGCGAGCGCGCGUGAUAGCCUCCCACCGAAAGAGGACCGGCUGUCCUCCUCAUCCUCGUUGCCCAACGGGCGUUCCAUUCUAAAAGGCGCUGUGAACACCGCGCGAAAUCCAUCACCGGGAGCUCGUCCGCGAGGCGACUCGACAAAUGGGGUCCGCCCGAGCUUGGGCGGCAGCAAUCGCGGCACUCCUACCAAAUCCGAUGCCUCCAAGUCGUUUGUGCCGCCUUUGCUCUCCCCACUACACUUGAGUUUCGACGACCAGAAUCGUACCCGUGGUGAUGGCGACGAGGGUCCCACUGCCCGCAAGAAGAAGCGGGACGAUUCAAGGGACGCCGCGCCGGCUGCGAAGACAAAGAAGAGUGAGGCACUGCCUUUGAGCAAGAAGAACCGGCCGCCGGCAGUCAUACCACCAUUACUGUCGCCCACACUACCGCCGGCCGUGGAGAUCGAGUUGCGACGGAAGAACAAUGCGUCGCCAGAGCCCUCGGACGACAAGAGUAGAGAUGGCAGAGACGCGCUGGGGAUCAAGAAGGACCCCGCGUCUGACAACGGCAACGAGGAGCCUGCCAAGCCCGGUCCACGCCGGAAGCUCCUGGUUACGCUCGACAUACCGAAGCAGUUGCGGCCCACGGUCAGGAAGAUUCUUGCCUUGCCGCCGGCUCGAAAGGACGCGGCGAAGCGAGACAGAGAUAAGGAGCGAGAAAAGGAAAGUGAAAGAGAGCGCGACCGCGGCGGCAGCGACGACGAGUCCCAGGCCCCCCCAGCAAGAAAACGCCCCGUUGGCGCUGUCGACUCUGCAGCAGAUUCACAGGCCACCAAGAGACCACGGGUGUCCGAUACUUCCCAUCUAUCUCGAGUGGCGGCCACGCCGUCGACACCGUCACGCAGAUCAACCGCAAUGUCUCGCGCCAGUUCCGGCAACUCCAUGGCCAACACCCCCGGCGAGGGCGUACAAGCCACGCCCACGACUUCGGUCGACAGACGGCCCAACGGCCAAGGCGUGACAGUAACCAAGCCGGAACAUCAGCGAGAAAUGAAAACACUCCUUGAGAUGCAGGAUCGCUUGAAGAAGCGGGCUAAGGGCCUCAAACACGAUUCGGACUCAACCUUCCAGAAAUAUAACGCCAUUAGCAGGCGGCAUGACGAGGACAAGAUGAAGUAUGGCUUCGCGCUGGCUUUGGAGUGCAUUAUCACGUUCACAAUGGCGUUUCAGGCUAUGAACCCCUCGCGCCGGCUGUCGAAGCACAGGGGCGAUUAUGCUACCUGGUUUAGCAUGAUCCCGCUGCUGGACUCUGUGUACAACGAGAUGCGGCGAGAGGGCAUAAACACCAACAAGCCCGUUUUUGCGGCUCUGCUCGUGCUGCACUGCACGUGCGUCGAUGAAGUACUUCGAUACGCUUCCAACUUGGACAGCCGCCCGCUUAAGUACGAAGAGGUGAUCACCAUGGAACGCCAACGGACGCGGUAUUGGCCCUGGGUAGGUGAGAUAAACAGCACCAUUGCCGACCCGGACAUGCGAAUCGAUGUCAAGCCCUGGUACACCAUCGACGAGGUGACCAACGCAGCACUCAGGGUGGUGCGAAACUGGUGUGCGCAGGAGAACAUUGACUGGACCCCGGACCCCAUGCUCGCCGAGUAUUGGCCCUUUCAGCGUGGCCACGCUUAG